UCAACUGAUCAAGGUAGCAAUCUUCGUGUUUUUGUCACUAGAAUAUUGUGCUUCACGAGUUAGUAUCGUAAGCAUGGCAAAAAUACAACUAGUGUACUUCCAGGUCAGGGGCCGUGGUGAGUCAAUAAGGACUCUCAUGGUUGACAACAAUGUGGAGUAUGAGGAAAUUGAUUGUGGACCAAACUGGGUGCAGGAAUGGAAACCAAAAAUGGCAUUUGGUCAGAGUCCAUUUUUUAAGGAUGGAGAUGUAGAGAUCGUACAGUCCAACGCAAUUCUGAGAUAUCUGGCUAGAAAACUGGAUUUGUAUGGUUCAAACAAUAAGGAAGCAACAAGGGCUGACAUGAUCAAUGAUGGGGUGGAAGAUCUUAGAAUAGAAUAUACAAGGAUGAUUUAUCAGAACUAUGAGGAAGGAAAGGGUCCAUUUAUUGAAAAACUUCCAGGAAAACUACAGUGUUUUGAGAACUUAAUGAAAAGUGGAGAUUAUGUAUUGGGAAGCAAGAUAUGCUUUACCGACUACAAUCUGUUUGACCUUUUGGAUUGUCUUGUGACCUUGUCUUCUCCAUGUCUGGAUGCUUUUCCAUCACUUAAGGCCUACCAUAAUCGUAUGAUGAAUAGACCAGGGGUUCAGAAGAGAAGAGCAACAGAGCACUUCAAAGGAAUUAAAAUCAACGGAAAUGGAAAACAGUGAGGAAAUCCGGAAGAGAGAAAGAAAACAGUGGACAAGUGAUUGAAUCCAUCGAAUGAACACUUAUGCAGAGACAACAAUGCAUACAUAUGUAUAGUAUAAACCAGACCUUAAUUGCUGCUUUACUAUCAUUGCACAUCUUCUUGUAAGAACUUUUUAAAUCUUUUUUUUUUAAUUCAGAGGAAGAAUGACCUUUUGAAUGCAAGUUGCAAUUUACAUGUACCUUUACUAUGCAAAAUAAAAUGAUUUAAUGGC
This is a messenger RNA of Saccostrea echinata, 940 nucleotides long. RefSeq names its product glutathione S-transferase P 1-like. Gene Ontology annotation, molecular function: glutathione transferase activity. Gene Ontology annotation, biological process: glutathione metabolic process. Bases 74 to 688 code for a protein of 204 amino acids. The transcript has 8 exons. The record is from RefSeq and is a predicted model, not a curated record. Gene Ontology annotation, cellular component: cytosol. Lineage: Eukaryota; Metazoa; Mollusca; Bivalvia; Ostreida; Ostreidae.